CCAAUCAACAAGUCUGUUGUCUUCUUCCGGUCUACCUAACAUGGCUAACUCGCUCCAGUAGCACUGGUAGCAACUUGGGAAAAUCCGUAAAAUUCAGCAGCGUUAUUAUAUUUCCCAGGCAUUUUAUUCCAUUGAGUUGUUUAUUGUAACGUUUGCCGUUUUACUACUACUGCGGGACGCUGGAGUUUCACACUCGGUCUGGCUUCAUCUUGUGACGUCUUGUUCUUAGAGGGGGCUCCAUCGAGCAGGGGGGCCUAAAGUGUAGCAAUAGGUCCCUCGUCUUGUUUACUGAGUCCUCCCGAGACUCCCGAGUUGUCCAGCCAAGAUGUCCUCCAUCUUGCCAUUUACUCCCCCUGUGGUGAAGAGGCUUUUGGGCUGGAAGAAGUCGACCAAUGGGCCAGGUGGAGUGGGUGGGGGAGAACAGAAUGGCCAGGAGGAGAAAUGGUGUGAGAAAGCUGUAAAGAGUUUAGUGAAGAAGCUCAAGAAGACUGGGCAGCUGGAUGAGCUGGAGAAAGCUAUCACCACACAGAACUGCAACACCAAGUGUGUCACCAUCCCCAGCAAUUGCUCGGAAAUAUGGGGACUGAGUUCGCCAAAUAUGAUAGAACAGUGGGAUACUUCAGGCCUUUACAGCUAUUCUGACCAAACAAGAUCCCUUGAUGGCCGCUUGCAGGUGUCCCACAGGAAGGGGCUUCCCCAUGUUAUCUAUUGCCGUUUAUGGCGGUGGCCAGACCUUCACAGCCACCAUGAACUGCGUGCUAUCGAGGCCUGUGAGUAUGCCUUUCACCUCAAGAAGGAUGAGGUCUGCAUCAACCCCUACCAUUAUCAGAGGGUCGAGACCCCAGUUCUGCCUCCAGUUCUUGUGCCAAGACACUCUGAAAUUCUGACGGAGCUGCCGCCUCUGGAUGACUACACUCAUUCUAUACCUGAGAACACAAACUUUCCUGCAGGAAUUGAUCCUCCAAAUAACUACAUACCAGAAACACCUCCACCUGGCUACAUCAGUGAGGAUGGGGAGGCCAGUGAUCAACAGAUGAAUCAAAGCAUGGAUACAGGUUCUCCAGCAGAGAUGUCUCCGAGCACUCUGUCACCUGUCAAUCACAGCAUGGACCUGCAACCGGUGACUUACUCAGAACCGGCCUUUUGGUGCUCAAUAGCCUACUAUGAGCUGAACCAACGUGUCGGGGAGACCUUCCAUGCAUCACAGCCCUCACUGACUGUGGACGGAUUUACAGACCCUUCCAACUCUGAGCGAUUCUGCUUGGGUCUGCUGUCUAAUGUCAACAGAAAUGCCACUGUGGAGAUGACACGAAGGCAUAUAGGAAGAGGAGUUAGACUCUACUACAUUGGUGGGGAAGUGUUUGCAGAGUGUCUCAGUGACAGUGCCAUCUUUGUCCAGAGUCCAAACUGCAAUCAGCGGUAUGGAUGGCAUCCAGCAACAGUGUGUAAAAUUCCACCAGGUUGUAAUUUAAAAAUCUUCAACAAUCAGGAAUUUGCAGCUUUGUUGGCCCAGUCCGUUAACCAGGGCUUUGAAGCAGUGUACCAACUCACUAGGAUGUGCACCAUCCGCAUGAGCUUUGUCAAAGGCUGGGGAGCAGAGUACAGAAGGCAGACAGUCACGAGCACCCCGUGCUGGAUUGAGUUGCAUCUAAAUGGUCCUCUUCAGUGGCUGGACAAGGUGUUGACUCAGAUGGGUUCCCCUUCUGCACGCUGUUCGAGUAUGUCCUAAACAACAAUGGAACUCCACAGUCCUCAAAAGAAAACAAAUACAAAGAGCAAAUCUAAUAUUGAGACCCGUCAUGGAAAUCCCAGCAGAAUAAUUUGUGUUCAUUACAUAGUAUUUGUGACCUUUCACCACAGACCUCAAUACAUGUACGCACAUACACACCCCUACAAACACACAGACUUGAGUAAAGAAUUUGGCACUUUGUUAGUCAUCUUUGUCAUGCACCUUGUUAAACUGCUUCUCCCCAAAUCAUGUAUUGAUAUUCGAUCUAUCUGAGGUACAAAUGAUGUGUAAGGUGUUCUUGUUCAGGAAGUAGGGAAAAAAUACCAAAAAUGUUGGAAUAUUUCUCAGUUGCUGGCUUGUGUGCUGAAAGAUCUUUGCUCUGGACCUUCUCAAGUAUUGUUCUGAGCAUAUGUUUUCAUUUCUCAAAGAAAUAUUGCCCGUGUUUUGUCUGAGUUCAGGUAGCUGAGUGAAGGUGGCCGUGGAGUGGAACUUUUUUAAAAAUGUAAUGAAAUCAACCUCACUGUAUGCUAGACUUGAAUUUUUCCCUCCCCGGCCCCUGUUUUCCCCACCUAAACUCUUGUGUCGUUAUAAGACAUACUACUUAACUGACAAAUAGGAAUGUUGGUUUAAAAAUCCAAAAACGCUAAACAAACUGAAAGCUCAGUAUGUUUGUUAGUUUCUUUGUCAUUAUAUGGCAGUAUUUGUGUUCCUGGUGAAGUUAAUUUGCAUCCCAACACACGGCCUGUUUUACAAACUAGGCUUUGAGGGGUGCAUUGGGCAGGGACCAGAGAGUAUCAGCUAUUCGCAAGAGCUUAUUUUGUCUUUAUGACACAGCACUCUCUGAGGAGAGGCAUUGAAUUGUCUCAUCAAGAUUAAUUAAAGGUAUCAAUGAGUAUUCAUCAUUGGUUUUAGCCUAUAUCCCAGUUGUUUUGCUACUUUUUGUAUUCUCAUGUAUUUUUAUAUAUAAAUCUACUUAAUGUUGUCAUUCACACUUUCUAUUAAAGUAAUGUUUAAAAAACAAAGAUAGCUGUCAGCGAAACUGGCCUGGGGGGGCUUGGAACAUUCCUUUAUGUGGCCCAAAAUGUUCAGAUGGAAUUAAUUUCCAUUUGCAGCUCCUUGUCUCAGUGGUGAGGGGGUAUUUGCAACCAAGCAAUGGCCCUUCCUUCAUCUCUUCACAAAGACCAUGAUAGUAGCCUUUUUAAGCUUUGUCACCAUAAACUGUCAGCUAGCUUUCAAAGUGUUCUCAAAACAUGGGAGAUCACUUUUCUUUCUUCCCAAAGAAAAGUGCUAAUGUGCCGCUCAGUGGGCCCAGUGGUGUUAAGUGUACUGUAUUUGUUCUGUCUAUGAAAUAUAGUAAUACAACACUUA
This is a messenger RNA of Hippocampus comes (tiger tail seahorse), 3097 nucleotides long. RefSeq names its product mothers against decapentaplegic homolog 2. Gene Ontology annotation, cellular component: heteromeric SMAD protein complex. Lineage: Eukaryota; Metazoa; Chordata; Actinopteri; Syngnathiformes; Syngnathidae. Gene Ontology annotation, molecular function: RNA polymerase II cis-regulatory region sequence-specific DNA binding; DNA-binding transcription factor activity, RNA polymerase II-specific; I-SMAD binding. The record is from RefSeq and is a predicted model, not a curated record. The transcript has 11 exons. Gene Ontology annotation, biological process: positive regulation of transcription by RNA polymerase II; transforming growth factor beta receptor signaling pathway; SMAD protein signal transduction. Bases 326 to 1729 code for a protein of 467 amino acids.